AUGGAUGCAGAUGAUGAUAAAUGUGAUGAAAAAUGUGGUAAACUUGAUAACGAUAAAAUUGAUAUCGAUAGAGAAAUUGAUAGUGAUUAUGUUAUUGAUGUUGGUGAUGAAAAAUCGAAGAAAUUCGAAUUCGUCGUCCUUUGUGAUUAUUUAGAUAAACUGUGGAAAUUAAGGAAAGCAAAAAGAAUUUUACGAAAAAAAAUUUUUGAUAAAUUAAUCGAGAAAUAUUCUAUGUCAACCGAUAAUGCGACUUUGUUUCCAUUGAUAAGACUUAUCAUUAACAAUUAUGAUCAAAGGAAAUUCUUUAUGAAAUCACGAAAAUUGAUAAUGCAAACUUGCAAAUCGUUUUUUCUACCCGAUGAUGUGAAAAAGAAUUUAUUACGGAUUCAAUCACAGAUGAUAAUUUUUCCACUUUUGGCUAAUUUUAUCCCUCGUAUGGUAAGAAACUGUCUGCACAAGUAUUCACAAUCGGGUGAAUUAUUUACUUGGGAGUGGGAGGAAGCUCUACUGCCUGUUACCCGGGAGUCCAGGAAAAAUCAUAGAAUAAUUGGAUUGCCUUCAUCUCUGAUCUUAAAAUGGUUAAAUCCGUCAAACAUAAAGAUGGUUCAGUCGGGAAUCGAUUUAAAAGAAAUUUGUUCAGGAGGCAAAAAUUUUAAUUAUUCGUUAUUAUUCAGCAUGUUUGAACCAAUGUUGUUAUCACGAAUAGAGCAGAAACAUAAAAAAAAUAUCUACGAUAAUGUUAGUUUCGGCCAGAGAGGGUAUUCGGAUCUGAAAACUUCUAUGGAACGAAUCUUUUUUGCUAAUAACUCUAUACUUUUUCAGUUAAAAAUAUAUUGUGGUGAUGUUUUUUAUGCGGAAAUCAAAUACGAUGGUGAACAUUUUUUAAUUCAUCGAAAUCAUGAACAAGAAUAUCGAUAUUAUUCUCGUAAUCAGAACGAUUUUACCGAAAAUUUAUCUGGAAUAUUAAAUAAUCGCAUCAAUGCGUUCUUUUCUUCAUCGCUUAUUAAUUGCAUUUUGGAUGUCGAAUUGAUUUUAUAUGAUAAAAUUGCAAAUCGAUAUGUUGGAAAAGGUAAAAAGGCGAGCGACGGGCGCAUUUACGAUUUGAAAAAUUUGAAAGAAAGCGAUAUCGUAACGAUACGUGUUGCAGUAUUUGAUGUUUUAUAUUUCAAUAAUAAUUCUUUAUUAGAUAUAAAAUUCGAGGAAAGAAUUCAGUAUUUAUAUGAUAAUUCAAUCUUCAGCAGUACAGAUGAAGAAUUUAUUUUCAUAUCAAUGUUUACGAAGAUUUAUUCAAGUGAAGAUUUUAUCAGUUUCUACAAAAAAGCAAUAGAAAAUGGUGAAGAAGGCAUAGUUGUGAAAAAAAUUGACUCUGUUUAUAAAAUCGGUGAAAGGAAUGCAGUAAAUGGUUGGUUUAAGAUAAAGCCAUUCCAUAUAAGUAACGAAAGUCUUGACGUCGCUAUCGUUGGAGUUGAUUGUCGAGCAAAUGGAAAAAUUGAAAAUUACUCGGUUGCUGUCAUCAAAAAUGAAAAAUUUUUUAUAAUCGGUAAAGUAUCGAUGGGAUUAAAACAUGUCACUCGUAAUUUUAUCAAUUCAAAAUUAAAAAAGAACGAUGGAUUAUUGACGAAUAAAAUGAUUCCAAAGUGGAUUGAUAAGGAAUCAGUUAAUAAGAAAGAUAUUCCUCAUAAAUUUGUCUACAAGGAUAAUAUACAGGUUAUCGAGAUAAAAGCGAGUGGAAUCAUCAAUGGGAAAUUAUUGUUUCCGUCGAUUCUAUUUCAUCGUUAUGACAAAUUAGUAAUUGAUGCAAAUACCUAUGAGGACUUUAUUAAUUAUGAGAAGGUCACUUUUUAUUAA
Molecule: messenger RNA, 1848 nt
Organism: Dracunculus medinensis (Guinea worm)
Lineage: Eukaryota; Metazoa; Nematoda; Chromadorea; Rhabditida; Dracunculidae
Source: the annotation of a GenBank genome assembly